AGGAAGGUUAGAAGUGAAGUCACAGAGCGAGAGGCCAAAUGCUAAAGCACCCGGCGCUUCUACGGCUUCCCUCUCUCGCUCCCCAAAUCGGCCGUAUCUCCACCCCCUCAUCCUUCGGUCUCCGCCGUAUCUCCGCCGCCAAAUUCACCACAACAACGUUCAAUUCGCAUUUUUCCACUGUACAGAUGGCUGUGGAAAACUACACGUUUGGGCCUUACAAGAUAGAUAGCAAGGAAGUGUUCUACUCAACGCAAUUAUCCUAUGCCGCGGUCAAUCUCCGUCCUCUUCUUCCCGGUCACGUGCUUGUCUGCCCAAGGCGUGAAGUGAAGCGCUUUGUUGAUCUCACUGCUGAGGAGACUAGUGAUCUGUGGAUCACAGCACAGAAGGUUGGUAGACAGCUCGAGAGCUACCAUAAAGCAUCGUCUCUUACAUUUGCAAUACAAGAUGGACCCCAGGCAGGACAAACUGUACCCCAUGUUCACAUACAUAUUAUCCCAAGGAAAGCUGGUGACUUUGAGAAGAAUGAUGAAAUAUACGACGCGAUCGACGACAGCGAGAAGGAAAUGAAGCAAAAGCUGGAAUUAGAUAAGGAAAGGAAAGACAGAAGCCUUGAGGAGAUGGCACAUGAAGCAGAUGAAUACAGAAAGCUGUUCGUGUAGACGUUACCAUUUCUGCAUUUUAUAUACACUUCAAUCUCCCAUUGUUGUUCGUGACAUUAUGAAAUCUAGGCUUAUUAUGAUAAUAGUUUCUAUACAUCUGCUACAUUUUUAUCUUUUGGUAGCUUUUUUACAUGCUUAGAAAGGCUUUGGACUUGCGCAAUAUCAACUUUGGAUUUGCUAUUUAUUCUUGUUUAUAUUGGAGAGAUCGGAGGAGUUGGGAGAUGAAGGAUUUGGUUGAGAAAUUUUACAAGUGCUUCGCUUUUAUCAAAAACCUGCUCAUUACUAAUCAUCUAUCAACUAUUCCAUAUAUUAAAAGGGGGAAUCUGAAAAGGUUGACGAGCAGCAAUGAUAACUUGCAGUGAUUCCCUUUCUAUUUAGCUCUUAUUCUUCUUAUAAGUUUUUUAAUCUAACUAGUUUGCUCAUUGUACACGAGGAGUGCUAAGAAAAGUUGCUUGGACAUUCUCUUGCUCAUCACUCCCUCUCUGAUUCCUCUUGACAAAAUGAUACUUUUGACAGGCCAAAAAAAAAAAAAAAAAA
Morus notabilis is the source of this 1196-nucleotide messenger RNA. RefSeq names its product bifunctional bis(5'-adenosyl)-triphosphatase/adenylylsulfatase FHIT. Gene Ontology annotation, molecular function: catalytic activity. The coding region runs from base 39 to 659 and encodes 206 amino acids. NCBI's taxonomy places the organism in Eukaryota, Viridiplantae, Streptophyta, Magnoliopsida, Rosales, Moraceae. The record is from RefSeq and is a predicted model, not a curated record. The transcript has 5 exons.